CGCCGCCAUCUUAGCUGCUCGCUCCCUCACUCCGCCUGGCUCUGCGGCUGAGGGGAGAGAGAGAGAGAGACCGACCGAUCGAGGGGGGGGGCUGUCCGGCACGUUUCGGAGCCGCGCUCGGGGCCCAUCGGUCGCGCCGCCCUCCGCUGAGGCGGGGGAGGGGGGGAACCGCGGAGCGGCCGGACCGCGCUCCCUCGGCCCAAGGAGCGGCGAGAGCGGGGCCCGCAGGGAGCAGCAGCCGCUGCCGCCGCUCGGGUGGUUCCGCCCCCUUCGUGGCGCUGGGCCUCCGGCCCCUGCCAGGCGGCCUCUGCCGAACCGGGAGGCGGCCUCGGCGGGUGAAGGGAGGCGCGGCGGGAGCCGGGGUCCCGGCCGGCGGGGCGGCGUGGACCCCGCCGCCGUUGUUGCUGCUGCUGCCGGGGAGGCGGGGGGCCCGGGCCGCUCUGGAUGGUGGUUAAAAUGAUCAUAGAAAACUUCGAGGCGCUGAAAUCCUGGCUCAGCAAAACCUUGGAGCCCAUAUGUGAUGCAGAUCCAUCUGCCCUAGCUAAAUAUGUUCUGGCUUUGGUAAAGAAGGAUAAAAGUGAAAAGGAACUGAAGGCAUUGUGCGUUGAUCAGCUGGAUGUAUUUCUUCAGAAAGAAACUCAGAUAUUUGUGGAAAAACUGUUUGAUGCUGUGAAUACAAAAAGCUAUCUACCUCCACCAGAGCAACCAUCGUCAGGAAGCCUGAAAGUAGAGUUUUUUCAGCACCAAGAAAAAGAGACAAAAAAAGAAGAGAUAGUGAAAGAGGAAGAGCGAGAGAAAAAGUUUUCUAGAAGAUUAAAUCACAGCCCUCCUCAGUCAAGUUCUCGCUACAGAGAUACAAGAAGCCGUGAUGAAAGGAAAAAAGAUGAGCGUUCUCGGAAGAGAGAUUAUGACAGAAAUCCUCCCAGAAGAGAUUCCUAUAGGGAUCGAUAUAACAGAAGAAGAGGGAGGAGUCGGAGCUAUAGCAGGAGUCGAAGUAGAAGUUGGAGCAAAGAGAGAUUGCGGGACCGGGAUCGAGACCGGAGCAGAAGCCGGAGCAGAACACGAAGCAGAGAAAGGGAUUUGGGAAAGCCAAAAUAUGAUAUGGAUAGAACAGAUCCAUUAGAGAACAAUUAUACUCCAGUUUCUUCUGUGACAAAUAUUUCAUCCGGCCACUACCCUGUCCCUACGCUGAGCAGCACUAUUACUGUUAUCGCUCCUGCUCAUCAUGGAAAUAACACUACUGAAAGCUGGUCAGAGUUCCACGAAGAGCAGCUGGACCACAACUCCUAUGGAAGACCUCCGCUGCCAAAGAAACGCUGUAGAGAUUAUGAUGAAAAGGGUUUCUGUAUGAGAGGAGACAUGUGCCCCUUUGACCAUGGAAGCGAUCCAGUAGUGGUAGAAGAUGUGAAUCUUCCUGGCAUUCUGCCUUUUCCAGCACAGCCCCCUGUUGUCGAAGGACCACCUCCUCCUGGACUUCCUCCCCCUCCACCAAUUCUGAGUCCUCCUCCUGUGAACCUUAGACCUCCGGUGCCACCACCGGGCCCCUUACCACCUAGCCUUCCACCUGUAACAGGACCACCCCCUCCACUUCCCCCAUUGCAGCCUGCUGGCAUGGAUGCUCCCCCAAACUCAGCAACUAGCUCAGUUCCUACUGUUGUAACAACGGGUAUUCAUCACCAGCCGCCUCCUGCUCCACCCUCUCUUUUUACAGCAGGUGUAGUACUGAGGCUUUGCCCACAAGAAACGUAUGACACAGAUGGCUAUAAUCCUGAAGCUCCAAGUAUAACAAAUACUUCAAGACCUAUGUAUAGACAUAGAGUACAUGCCCAAAGACCAAAUUUGAUAGGACUCACAUCAGGUGAUAUGGAUCUACCACCCAGAGAAAAACCUCCUAAUAAAAGUAGUAUGAGAAUAGUGGUAGAUGCUGAAUCCAGGAAAAGAACAAUUGGUGCAGGGGAUGGUGGAGUUCCUACAAAGAAGACUUGGUUUGACAAGCAAAACUUUAACAGAACAAAUAGUCCAGGUUUCCAGAAGAAGUUGCAGUUUGGAAAUGAAAAUACAAAACUUGAAUUGAGGAAAGUUCCCCCAGAACUUAACAAUAUCAGCAAACUUAAUGAGCACUUCAGUAAGUUUGGAAACUUAGUCAACUUACAGGUUGCCUAUCAGGGUGAUCCAGAAGGUGCCCUUAUUCAGUUUGCCACGCACGAGGAAGCAAAGAAAGCUAUAUCAAGUACAGAAGCAGUAUUAAAUAAUCGUUUUAUUAAAGUUUAUUGGCAUCGAGAAGGCAGUGCACCGCAAAUCCAAAAUACUCCGCAGAAGGUAAUACAACCCUUAGUUCCGCAACCUAGUUUACCGGUAGUGAAGCAAUCAGUCAAGGAGCGAUUAGGUCCGGUACCUGCAAGUAAUAUUGAACCUGCAGAAGCACAGAGUGCCAAUACAGAAGUCGCUCAGAAUGUGACUAAAUUAUCUGUGAAGGAUAGACUGGGUUUUGUGUCAAAGCCAGUUACUCCAACAACUGAAAAGGUUUUAUCCACUUCUACUGGCUUGACAAAAACUGUGUACAACCCUGCUGCUUUGAAGGCAGCACAGAAAUCUUUGCCUGUUGUUUCCACUUCCGUGCUAGACUCUAAUGAAGCACAGAAGAAAAAACAGGAAGCAUUACGACUUCAACAAGAUGUGAGAAAAAAGAAGCAAGAAAUCUUAGAGAAGCACAUUGAAACACAAAAGAUGCUGAUUUCAAAGCUGGAGAAGAAUAAAGCCAUGAAGUCAGAAGACAAAGCAGAAAUCAUGAAAACCCUGGAAAUUUUGACUAAUAGCAUUACGAAGUUAAAGGAUGAAUUAAAAGGUGUAUCACCAGGAGGAGGGGCUCCUUUAAAAAGCAUGAAAACUAAGACUCAGAUGCAGAAAGAGUUACUAGAUACUGAACUGGAUUUAUACAAGAAGAUGCAAGCUGGGGAGGAAGUUACUGAAUUAAGACGAAAAUAUACAGAACUACAGCUGGAAGCUGCCAAACGAGGGAUUCUUUCUUCAGUUCGUGGUAGAGGGGUUCAUGCAAGAGGUCGGGGUGCAUCACGUAGCAGAGGUAGAGGAAUACGAGGCCGGGGUAGAGGCAGAGGAGUUCCUGUGCAUGCAGUUGUGGAUCAUCGACCUAGGGCAUUAGAGAUCUCUGCGUUUACAGAAAGUGAUAGAGAAGAUCUUCUUCCUCAUUUUGCGCAAUAUGGUGAAAUUGAAGAUUGCCAGAUAGAUGACUCUUCUCUCCAUGCGGUGAUUACCUUUAAGACAAGAGCAGAAGCUGAAGCUGCUGCAAUUCAUGGAUCUCGUUUCAAAGGACAAGAGUUAAAGUUGGCAUGGAACAAGCCUGUUGCUAGUAUGUCAGCUGUUGAAACAGAAGAAGCUGAACCUGAUGAAGAAGAAUUUCAGGAAGAAUCUUUGGUGGAUGACUCGCUGCUUCAAGAUGAUGAUGAAGAGGAAGAGGAUAAUGAAUCUCGUUCAUGGAGAAGAUGAUUCAACUGAUCAAUGACAAUGCUAGAACUGCACCUGUGUUGCAUUAGUAUUACCUAAUGUACUUCUGCAUCUUUGUAUUAAAAGGGGUUUUGUGAUGAAGUUGGAUUCAGAUAUAGACGAAAAAGCAGCUGGUCGGUUAUACGUUUUGCGAGAUUGAUGUUUGAGUUACAUUUCAGUAAAUGAUUGCUAAAGACAUCAUACUAGGAACAUAUGCAAUGUUUUUAUUACAUAGUUCUACAGAAAGUUACAGAAUUCUUUGGGUUCUUUGUAAUUUACCGAAUUGGUCAAACACAAAUGACCAGAAGUUGUUAUAACAUAGAUAAUUUUUGUUCUAUUCCAGAUACGGAAUGAAAAUUUGCAUUUAAAAUCUUUGUGAAUGUUUUCAGAAAUGAAUAGAUAACAGUACUAAACUGAAGUCUCAAAAGUUAUGUAUUCAUAAUAUUGCAUAGUAGUAUGCUUAGGCUUUACUAUGUACUAGCCUUUUGUUGGAUUUGUGUACGUAUUUUACCUAUGGGUUUUAAUGAUAAAGUGUAUGACUGCUUUGCAUAUAAGUCCUUAUGACUUUAAGAUGUUAAAAAAUAAAGAAAUGGAAUGGUCUUCAAAAAAAAAAAAAGAAAAAAGAAAAAAAAGCAAUAACCAAAAAAGCUAAGGCAAAUGAAAAAAAAAAAAAAAAGAAAAAAAAAAAAGAAAAGAAAAAAGACCAUUCCAAAUGGCAACCCCCACCCCCAUAUUCACAAAAGGAGCUCUUAUCACUUUAUACUAAAACAGUAUUGAAUAUAAAAAAAAAACACUCUCAACAUAAUGAUGUUUCAGUUACAUUAACAUACACCCUGUGUACUCUGUUGCAUAAAAACUUUUGGAUGUUGUCUGAAUUUUAAACCGAUUUAAGUCAAAUGGUAAAUAGAAUAGUAUUCCAACAAUAAGGAGUUUAUUCAGUAUCCCUGCACUGUGCAACUGUAGAAGAAAAUUUGAUCGCACAGAAAUACACAAUACUGAAAUGUAAUUUAGAAAAAUACAUUAGGUCAAGUGGAACAUUUGGUGGGUAUUAUUCUAAGAACUUUGACUAUGCACACUGGUGCAUCAUUUUUAUUCCUGUGUUUCUAUGAUUACAUUUUUUCCAUGAUUACAUUUUUUCCAUUUCAAAAGUAAUAUUCAGCAGAUACUAAGUUCACACUAUAGUGCAUAUUCAUCAUUUAAAAACGUACAUACAUGAGAUGUUAGUAGAACUUCUACUCCACAGAAAUACUUAAUUUGCCAUUUCUAACAGGCCAUUCUGUUCUGUAAGGCCUGAAGUUUCUCCUUGUCUUAGGAAGGGGAAUGGCCUAGUCCUUCGCAGUAAAGGUCAUCUCUAACCAGAAAAUCCCGUUUUGUUUUCCAUUUGGUGGCAUUCUGCUGGCCUGUUUUCAAAAGAAAAUCCGUUUAUUAAGCAUUAGAUUUGCAGGGUUUAUUUUUGGUUGGGGUGGGGUUUUUUUCAUCCCCCAUCAACUCAUUAACGACUGCAGCAUAAAACCACUAUCUCAUUUAUCAAAUAGAUGCAGUUAGCAGUAUAUUUUCUUUAGUCCGUGUUUUUGUCUUUUUGGAGGGGAGGUAGGGGAGAACUGCUAUAAGACAUGUCCCUGACUUUUUUUUUUUUUUUAAAUUCCAAAAUAGGAAUGGAGGAAAGUAGUAGUAUCCCAGAGAGAAGAGCUCUGCCUGUAGAAUUUUUAUUCUGUACUUUUCAGUUAUUUGAGCGGGUUUUGAGACCUGGAUCCUGUUCUGGGGUUGUUUUGGGUUUUUGGUCAGUUUUGUGUUGUUUUUUUUUUUCCUAAGCCCCUGUGUGUAUGCAUAUCUUGUUGCAAAAAUAUGCACUUAAAAUUUUUGUAUAGUCUUAGUUUCACAUUGAAAUUUCACAAUCGACUGCCAUGCUUGUUACAGUAAGUUCUAAAUCUUGCCAUAAGGAAUUGUAUUUGAGGAAAUUGAUUUCCUUUUACGCUGAAUUUCAGGCAAAAUAAAAUAUUUUAAGAACCUUUUUAUCCAAUGCUCUGAAUGAGCUGUUCUAGUUCACUGGAUUAAAUACAAGCUUUCCUACUUUUCUCUUUUAAUAAUUUAGUACAGCUGAAGGGUGCCAGAUUGACGGUCCAGGAGGUGGAGGUUUUUUGUGUGUUGUCUUAAAGAGCAGAUAGAGCAGAGGAAAGGACUGUGGGUGCUGCCUUAAGGUGGUUGUGUUACAUGCUUUGGUGCUCAAACUUGUCUUUUCACUGCAGUCAAUCAGCACAAGCCACUGACAAUUAUUAGCGUGUUCUUUUGCAUGGAUGCUUCUUAUGAAUCACCUGAAAUUGCUGUAUCUCAUAAUUUUAAAAUUAAUAACCCAAGUUUGCCUGCUUGGUUUGAAUUCAGCCUGGUGAUGCAUCCAUGCGAGAUUUGUUUCUUAGUAACUGUUUUGCACCUUGGUCUACCUGUAAGGGGAUGAAAAUUUUUAAAAUUCUUUUUACCGCCUUCCUCCCCCAAACUUCCAUCAGUGAAGGGUGUCCCAGGGGGGAAUUCUUGCUGGCGUGUAUUUCGUCCCCUGCUGUCACCUUGUGACACUCUGAAUGAUUGAAAACCGCCUCAAUCGGAAUGGCUUGGUUUGCUCUCGCUUUAAGAAACAAACCCAAGUGUUUGUUUCAGUCAGAAGUAAUCUGUGAUUGUGUGCCAUUCAGCAGAAGAGAAUGGCGCCCUGGUUGCAGUCUGUGGAUUCUGUACGUAUUUGUGUCAUUAUCAAAUUACUUUUUUGAUUUGAUUUCCUUUUGGCAUGCUCUGACCUUGUAUUCCUUGCCUAGCUCUGCUCUCCUUUUUUUGCCACUACCUUGUCAUUUCAGUUCAGUCAGAUCCCUAUUAGCAUAGCCUUCAGUGAAGUCUGUUGUCACCUGCAGCAGCAUCUUUUCUUGUUUGAAUCAACAAACCGAGCAUCCUGCUGACUUUCAUUCCCUUCUUUUUACUUAAUUCAUCCUUCUGAAUGCAUUCCCAAGUAUGCCUCCACU
Messenger RNA from Chroicocephalus ridibundus (black-headed gull), 6503 nucleotides. It is a transcript of the gene RBM26, whose product is annotated as RNA binding motif protein 26. Gene Ontology annotation, molecular function: RNA binding; metal ion binding. Lineage: Eukaryota; Metazoa; Chordata; Aves; Charadriiformes; Laridae. The coding region runs from base 445 to 3504 and encodes 1019 amino acids. Gene Ontology annotation, cellular component: nucleus. The transcript is spliced from 22 exons. Gene Ontology annotation, biological process: mRNA processing. The record is from RefSeq and is a predicted model, not a curated record.